This is a messenger RNA of Dendronephthya gigantea, 1541 nucleotides long. RefSeq names its product zinc finger CCCH domain-containing protein 15-like. Gene Ontology annotation, biological process: cytoplasmic translation. The coding region runs from base 30 to 1256 and encodes 408 amino acids. The record is from RefSeq and is a predicted model, not a curated record. The transcript has 11 exons. Gene Ontology annotation, molecular function: mRNA binding; metal ion binding. NCBI's taxonomy places the organism in Eukaryota, Metazoa, Cnidaria, Anthozoa, Malacalcyonacea, Nephtheidae. Gene Ontology annotation, cellular component: cytosol.
GCUCAUUAACAUGGUGUCUCAUCACCAAAAUGCCUCCGAAGAAGAAGGGACAAGACCAAAGCAAUAAAAAGACCGUUAAUAAACAGAAAGAAAAGAUUAUUGAGGAUAAAACAUUUGGUUUGAAAAACAAGAAGGGUAAAAAGCAGCAGCAGUAUGUCAAGAAUGUCACACAACAGGUCAAGUUUGGAGGCAAUCCAAGUGCAAGGAAGUUAGCACAAGAAACAGAUACAAAGAAACUUGACCAGGAAAGGAAGAAAAAAGAAGCAGAAGAAUUGAAUCAACUCUUCAAACCUGUUGCAACAAAUUUCCAAGGAUGCGAUCCAAAGUCGGUCGUGUGUGCGUACUUCAAGCAGGGUCUUUGUGGGAAAGGAGACAAGUGUAAAUAUUCUCAUGACAUCAAUUUGGAAAGAAAAGGGGAGAAGAGAAGUUUGUAUGUUGACUCAAGGGACGAUGAAUUACAGAAAGAUACAAUGGACACUUGGGAUCAACAGAAAUUAGAAGAGGUUGUUGAAAAGAAACAUGGAGAAAAAGAGAAGAAAAACACAACCGAAAUUGUUUGUAAAUAUUUCUUGGAAGCUAUUGACAAAGGACUGUACGGUUGGUUUUGGAAUUGCCCUAAUGGUGAGAAAUGCAUCUAUCGUCAUGCUCUACCGCCCGGAUUUAUUUUGAAGAAGAAGGAACAGAAACAGGACAAGGAUGAAAUUUCGUUGGAGGAAUUGAUCGAGGAAGAGCGAGCGAAAUUAGGAACAAAUUUGACAAAGAUUACUUUAGAAACUUUCACGACUUGGAAAACGAGGAAGUUAAAGGAGAAGAAAGCGACGUACGAGAGCGAAACAAAGAAGAAAAAAGAAGCUUUUAAAAUGGGAAGAAUUGUCGGAAAAAUAAGCGGUCGAGAGGUAUUCCAGUUUCGACCAGAGCUUGUGGACGACGAUGGUGAUGACGAAGAAGGGGAAUCGUUUGAUAUUACACAGUUCAGGCGGGAUGAGGAUGAUGAUGAUGACGAAAACGAUACAAAAGUCGUCGACAUCUCUUUGGAUUCUUUCAACACACUAGAAUACAACCAAAAUGGCACACCAACCACCGAGAAAGAAAACACACAACAGAAGAACAUGGACACAGAUGGAUUGGAGAUGGCUUGUGCUGUUACAGCGGAUGAUACGGGACAAACUGGACCGACUAUAGACGGGGUACCGGUGGAUCAAAGUUUAUUCGAAGAUUUAGAUGAUCUGGACUUGGACGAUGAUAUGGUCGAGUAGAUUUCUCGGAAUCGAAAUAAUAUCCUAGAAACUGUGGAUAGUGGUGAAAUGAAUAUCCACGAAUGAAAAAAAUAACGUUGAGUAACAACAGCUGGCUUUGGUCUAUAUACUCCCUCACAUCGCUUCUAAUCAAAGAAAAUUCAAAAUUUCUAUAUAUCUUUGACUAAGAACUUUUGUAGGUAAAAAUAUCUUGCCAAGCCAAACUACGAUAUCUGCCGGGAAAUUAUGGAUGGAGGGAGCUCAUAUCUAAGCAAAGGAGGCACGUUAUUAAAAUAUUGUCAAAAU